AGCGGCACACAUCUGGACAGCGCGGGAGUCAGCUGGAUCCAACUUACUUUGGUAUCGAUAUUUGUAAAACACACAUAUAUUAUGAUCAUUUAGUCAUUUGAAGACGCUGCCGGACAGAACGUGUUCAUGGAUGCUGGAGAUAAAACAGCUGGAUGGAAAGCAGGAAACAUCUGCAACUGGAUGUGACACCACGUGACUUUUUCGCUUGAAGCCUACGGAAAAAAAACGUUGAUAUUCCGGUGACAUGAACACGACUGCAAGAGAGGAAUGAAUCGCGCGAUUUCUGCCGAGGAGAUGCGCUCUGCGCCUAAAAAAGGAUCAAAAUUUUCCAAAUCUUUCCCGAGCAAGCGCUUCGUCAAGCUUGGGAGGAAGACAAGUGAAGGCUCCCUGCACUCAUCUUCUUCCACCAGUCCAUCAGCUGAAACAGAUGUGACCUUCAGACAGCCGAGCAAGAGCCGCUUACAUCGUCAUGCCAACCGACUCUCCGGUGUCUUCUUCCCUGCAUCUGCCUCAAGCUCAGGCUCCUUGGCUUUGGGUUCAGGUGUCAGGUGGUCAUACCGGGACAAGAAGAGAUGCAAUGAUCUGGAAUCAGACAACGACUGCGAGCUGUCCAGUCAGAUCACGGCUCCUGGAAUCCUGAAGGUGUUCGGAGGUGAGAUCUGUAGAGGGGCCCACUACAAGAGUGUUCUGGCCAGCACCAACUCCAGUGCAGCAGAGCUGGUCAAGGAAGCUCUGGAUAGGUAUGGGCUAGGGAAGGAUGAGGCGGAUUCAUAUGUUCUGUGCGACACCAUUGGCUCCAUCAGCAGCCACCAAUGGAAGACAAAAGGUUUCAGAGUGGUGGGCAGCAAUGAGAAACCCCUCCUGCUACAAUCACUGUGGAAGCCGAGAGAAGGUCUUGCAAGACGGUUUGAGAUCCAGAAGAGAAGCUGGGUGGAGGAGCAGGCCUCCAAAGACAGAGACACCAUCACAGCUGGCAUCAAUGCUCAGGCUCGAAGGUUGCAAAAGAGCCAUUCCAGAGUCAAGUCAACGCUCAUCGAGAAGAAGACCGACCAACAGGGUCAUGGGAGGAACAGAAGUGUGUUGGAUCUGUCUCACGUUGGUAAAACCAAAGACGAGCUGAUCAGUCGUCUGGAGGAAUCUCUGGGCCAGGGCUCUAAUGCUCCAUCAGAAAGCUUCAAAGAAGAUUAUGUACAACUAACAUCUGCACCGGAGGAAGAAAGUGAGCAGCAGGACGAAACAGAGACCCUCUGUCCAUUAGAGUCAGGAGGUGAGAGGGAAGCAGAGGAGUCAGAGAGGGAGGAGACGGAGAGCAGUGAUGACAACAACACACAGUUCUCCAUUCACCCUCCUCGGGAUUGCCCAUACCUCCUCCUGCUGCAGGGCUACAGCCUCACACAGGACUUUGUUAUCUACCUGCUGGCAAACCCGACCAUUCUGAUUGGAAGCUCCCACGGCACUGCGAACGAAUCAAAGCCAGAUAUCGUCCUCGCGUCACCCGACAUCCUGCCCAAACAUUGCUGUCUUCAUCGCCACAGCUUGCCCAGUCCCACUGUCCUCCGCCCUUGUCAGGGAGCCAGCGUCAUGAGGAAUGGUGAGGUUGUCAAAGAGGAAGUACUACUGGCUCCAGGGGAUGUCAUUGGACUGGGUCACAACUACUUGUUUCUUUUCAAGGAUCAUUUAAGCAACAAGGAAGAAACAUGUUGCAAACUGACUCAGUCGAGUGUGUCUCCAGCUGCUGGGUUAAUGCUGCAUCCAAACUCUGCCACUGAAAGUAAAGAGAAGAUCAUGGCCACCUUGAGCCCCCCCUUCAUUACCUCACCAGAGGGCCACUACUUCACGCUGAGCUACCAGCCAGAGGAUGAAGCAAGAAUCAUCCGUGAGAUAGUUGCAAUGGGGGACAGAAAAACGGAGCACAGGCCUCCGCUGUCAGUGGCCUUCCUGCUUUGUGUGUGUCUUCAGUGCUCCUCAGCACGUCUGCAGACUUCCGACCUGCGCAGACUGCUGCUGCUCACUGCAAAUGGAGUCCAGAGCUCUGUGUGGGAUUACACAAAAAAGUUGGCUGCAGCACAAAAUGAAGUCACUGUGGGUGUUGGCUCCUGCCAGGAUCUUAUCUCAGGACUGCGCCCCCUUGUGACAUGGCUCUCCAACAGCUUGGAAUUGUUGCAAUUCAUCCAGAGUGAUUUGCUGAUGAUCCUACGAUUGAGGGCUGAGAAUGAGAGAGAAGAAGAAGGGAAAGGAAGAGUGGCGCAAGAUGAGCGUUUGGCUGCCAUGGAACUUCAGUUAUCUCAGGUCCAAUCUGCUAGUGAGGAAACCACAACUGUGUUGGAAGAAGUCAUCAUGCUCUGUUUCCAGCAGUGUGUUUACUAUAUCACUAAGGUUCUGCACCCCAUUCUUAUGGGCCUGUUGGACUGCAACCCAUUCAGAGAGAGCGCGGGCUCACCGACAAGUGGUGGGCUGAGGACUCCCUAUGAGCUGGAGCAACUUGUGCUUGUCUUGAGUGAGACAGGACGGCUUCUGUCCGAGCGCCUGCUCCACCCCGAGAUGUCCUCACAGCUUAUGGCCUACCUCUUCUACUUCAUCAAUGCUUCGCUCUUCAACUCCCUGAUGGAGAGAGGCUCAGAGCCGGGUUUCUAUCAGUGGUCUCGAGGUGUGUGUAUGCGGGCAAACCUGGAUCUGCUCCUGGACUGGGCUCACGCCGCUGGACUGGGAGAACUAGCCUUGGAGCACACACUCACAUUCUCGACUGCAACUAAUCUGCUGGCGACGCCUCGGAAAAAUUUACUGCAGACAUCUUGGGCAAGCCUUCGACGUGAAUACCCCACUCUGAGUCCGGCACAACUGAACCACCUUCUGAGUUUUUACAGUCCAGCGUCUCCGUGCCGACACAUCUGGACCCCGUCUGUUGAGGACCGAGCGGCAGCACACGACACUGCGGAUAUUUUGGAGGACUUUGAUGAGCAUCAUCCACUGGUCCUACCAGAUGUUGGAGAUGAGUUUCAUCUCAGAGGCAUGGUCACUGACUGUGGCCUGGCGGAGCAACUGAACCAGCUUCAAGAGUUUAUAAAGAACCUCAACAACUCAAAUUCCAUCAAAGACUCUGUCGCUCAGCCCUUCUCCUCCUAUAUGUUGGACCUCUCCUGCACCAAACACUUGUCCCGGACACUGCAGAACACAGAGCUGCAGGCUGCUGAGUUGGAGUCUAGUGAGGACAUGAGGCUAGAUCUGGACCGUUUCAUCACUGAUGCCGACACCCCCAAACUAGAGUCAGAUAUCUGGAAAAGAAUUGAUAUUGACUCUUCUCCACAUGGUUCCACUGUUGAGACACUUGAAGACGGUGGAUUAGUCUCUGAAUGUCUUGCUGCACUAAAGGUUGGCCAUUUCAAGCCAGGUGGCAGCACCAGCAGAGGAAUAUCUGCUUUGAUUGAAGAAGAGGAGGAAGAAGAGCUUUUGGAAAGCAACAGUGAGCUGUUUAGCCUGGAGCUACGGCGGGGCAAAAGAGGGCUUGGUCUCAGCCUAGUUGACACAAGUGAGACUUCUUUCAAGGUGAAAGGCAUGCUCGUGGGGGCAGUGAUUCCUGACUCCCCUGCAGGUCGCUGUGGGAAACUUCGCCCCGGUGAUCAGAUCUUGGCUGUUAAUGCAGUCAGUCUGAUUGGUCUGGACUAUCACAGUGGGAAGGAGCUGAUCCAAACGUCAGGGGAUAGGCUGAAGCUGCUGGUGGCACCAUCAGGCUGGACACACCAGACCAUGAGGACUGAUUGCUGACUCAACCAUUUCCUCAUCAUUUAUAACAUUGCCAUGAUAAAUUUGGGUGGUUG
This is a messenger RNA of Synchiropus splendidus (mandarinfish), 3815 nucleotides long. It is a transcript of the gene radil2b, whose product is annotated as Ras association and DIL domains 2b. Gene Ontology annotation, cellular component: microtubule. Gene Ontology annotation, molecular function: GTPase binding. NCBI's taxonomy places the organism in Eukaryota, Metazoa, Chordata, Actinopteri, Syngnathiformes, Callionymidae. The record is from RefSeq and is a predicted model, not a curated record. The transcript has 18 exons. Gene Ontology annotation, biological process: neural crest cell migration; substrate adhesion-dependent cell spreading; signal transduction. Bases 268 to 3762 code for a protein of 1164 amino acids.